GCUGCACCUGCCGUUGCCGUUGCCGGACAUUCCUCUUCCACAGCCUCCCCAGCUUGGCGGACUAUGAGAAGUGUUCAGCGCAGCAUGCAUGAUCUCGGCCAUACCCAUGCUGCCGUGGACGACCUUGGGCGUCCUCCCUGUGGCCUGUCUGCUGCUGCCAAUUCCGGGAGCGCGCAGACCACGUGGUGUCUGUUUUCGCGAAAGUCUCGCGCCGUCAGCAGUAUUUUUGCUGUUUUUGCUCUGUUUGCUCUCGUUCUCUUCACUCCGGUCAGGGGCAACUCGGCUCCGGACCUCCCACAGUGUCGCAGCGAGAUCACGGCGCCGCGUCAUGUUGCGGUCAGCGGCUCUGCGUCGGGUACGGCACAGGCAGCGCGGGUGGCGAUUUUUGCCGAUGUUGACGGCGACGGCCUAAACGAGCUGGUCGUCCCGGGCGCCCAUCUCGGUUGGCGCAAGUACAACGCCACCCUCAACGAGUAUCUUGCGAUCAAUACUAUCUAUACGCCCGAAAAGGGCCUCGUGUCGGACAUCCGCGGUUUGGCAGCCACCGACGUCGACGGCGAUUCCGACCUCGACCUCGUCGCGACAAUGUUUGCCGCUGACGCCAUCUUGUGGUUCGAGAACCUCGAUGGCGCAGGCUCGUUUGGCCCUCCGCAGCGGGUGGCCAUGGCGGAUAUCAACGGUCCCAAGGGCGUGGCCACGGGUGAUAUGGACGGUGACGGCGAUGUGGACGUUGUCGUUGCGCUCAAUCUUGACCACGAGAUCGCGUGGUUCGCCAACAUCGAUGGUGCCGGCAUGUUCUCGGGCAAGAGGGUGCUGCCGUCGCUGACGCAAGGCGUCGAGGUUGUUGCGCUCGCCGACGUGGACGGGGACACCUACAUCGAUGUUGUCUUUGCCUCGUACUCGGACGACAAGGUCGGCUGGUUUCGCAACACCGACGGCGCCGGUGCCUUUGCCUCGCAUACUGUGGUGGUGGCAUCCGAUGGCGCGGCUGCCGUCGUUGCGGCCGAUGUAGACAACGAUGGCAACAUCGACAUUGUGUACGGCGGCUACUGGGACAACACCGUAGCGUGGGUGAGGAAUACCGGCGGUGGGACUUUUGGCGGACCACAGGUGGUGACCGCAGCGGCGAGUGGCCUUGCAGCCAUCGCUGUUGUUGAUGUCAGCGGCGACGCCAAGCUCGACAUUGUCGUUGCCUCCGAGUCCGACGACACGUUGGCGUGGUUUGAGAACACCAAUGGUCUCGGGAGCUUUGGUAGCGAGCAGGUGGUGAGCUCCGGCCCGACGACCAAUGGUAUUGUUGGGCUGGGUGUCGGCGACGGCGACGGCGACGGCGACAUCGAUCUUGUCGCCGUCUCCCGCUAUGCCUCCAACAUUGUCUCGUGGUUCGCCAACAACGGCAGCGGGGAAUUUGUAGGUGCCAACGUCGAUCAUUACGUCAACAAUCCCUUUGGUACGCUUCCCGUGGACCUCGAUGGUGAUGGUGACUACGACGUGGUCUCCGCAUCCUCUGGGCUCAUUUCCUGGUACCCAAAUGUCGACGGUCGCGGGCAGCUCGGAAGCCAGCGAGUUAUUUCGGCCGCGCCUGUAUCUCAGUCUGUGAUUGCCUUUGACGUUGACGGCGACGGCGACCAGGAUCUCGUCGUGGCGCCGCUACCGACUCACGGCGUGUCGUGGCUGGAGAACGUCGACGGGGCGGGCACGUUUUCGGCACCGCAGACCAUUGUCGUGGGCUUGGUUUUAGCCGAAGCUGUUGCUGCAGCCGAUCUAGACGGCGACGGCUUUACAGACGUCCUUGCUUGCGGCGCAUUUUUCGGGUCCGGUAGUGUUUCGUUUGACAUGCCGCCUGGGGCCAAGUGUGGUUUCGCUGCUGUCGACGCCGACUCUGACGGUGACAUGGAUGUCGUGAUGGGCCGUGACACUAACAUUGUGCUCUUCUUCAACAACGGAAGCGGGUCCUUUGCUCCGGGCCUCACCAUCGCCGACGACUCGGAACCUUUUUCGAGUUUGGCAGUGGGAGACGUCAAUGAUGAUGGCUUGCUGGACGUGGUGGCGUGCAAGGGCAGAGUGGUCCUGUUCCGUAACUCGCCCGGCAUACCCGGGCUCAGUGCGGCGGUGGCGGUAACGAGCCAGCUUGCAAGUCCCGAAAGCGUGGCGCUCGGAGAUGUCGAUGGUGACGGAGUUAUUGAUGUGGUGGUGAGCCACAAGGAUCCGAACAUUGUAGCGUGGAUGCGCGGGCUGGGGAGUGGAAGCUUUGAUAGAGUGCAGCAAGUGUCGCCUACGGUCGAAAUCGUGUUCUCUCUCUCUGUCGCAGACAUGGAUGAUGAUGGCGACGGCGACUUUGUGUAUUCGGAGAGAGUCCUGAAUGCUGUGGGGUGGUAUGAGAACACCGCCGACGUUGGUGCCAACUAUGGCGACACUAUGGAAAUCAGUAGUCAGUUUGAGGUCUCGGCGAUCGCAGCUGUGGACGUUGACGGAGACGGAGACCUGGACGUCAUGGUAGCGGCACUAAUCGCGUCGUUGGACCACUUUGACGUGGCGUGGUACGCAAACAUGGAUGGCGCGGGCCAGUUUGGGCCACGGCAACUUGUUUCGAAUCGCGGCGAAAGUGUGACAGCCCUGCUGGCACUUGAUGUAGACAGUGAUGAUGACCACGACGUUGUGUGGGUGGGGUUUGACUCCAAGUCGAUCGAAUGGCAGCAGAACUUGGAUGGAAGGGGGAGCUUUGGCCCGCCGAUGGCGGUUGUAACCGACACGUCUUCUGUUGCGUAUCAGCUGGACGGAGCGGAUUUGGACGGCGACGGCGAUGUUGACCUUGUGGCGGUGGGUCUGGGAAGUUUCAAAACUCUGGCGUGGUUUGCCAACACCGACGGCGGCGGCACGUUUGGAGCCGCACAAACCAUUUCUGUUACGUCUACGGAGCUCGGAAACAUAGUCAUCGUUGACAUCGACGGUGAUGGCGAUGCCGAUGUGAUGGUUGCUGACAGGACAACCGGCGCCGUCACCUGGUUCGCCAACCUCGACUCGGUUGGCAGCAGCUGGAGUGGAUCUAUGGACAUUGCGACAGUGGCCGGAGCCAAAACAAUUGGUCUGGGGGAUGUCGACGAGGAUGGCGACAUGGAUAUGGUUGUCGGAACUGUCGAGGGUGCUGGGGGUAGCCUGCGCUGGUUCGCCAACGUGGAUGGAGCUGGAACGAUGGCACCGGACCAGGUGCUUGACAUCUAUGUAGUGGCGAAUGCGCUUGCUGUGAGUGACGUCGACAACGACGGGCAUGUGGAUGUGGCGGUUAACGACGGCAAGACCAACAAGAUUGUGAUGUACGCCAACCCAGAUGGAACCGGAGCUUUUAGACGAGGUGUGUAUCUACCAAGCAUGUCAACGUCGUUUUUAGGGCGAACCGUUGUUGUUGCUGACGUUGACGGCGACGGCGACGCUGACGUGCUUGUCGGCAUGAACCUGUUUUUGUACGUGAUUUGGGGGCGGACGCGAUCAUGGUACACCGAGUACAUGCCUCGUACACUAGAGAUUGACAACAUGGUGGGCCGAUGCGCCGUGGCGCCGCGCAGCGCUGGAUGUCUGGCCGACAACAUCCAUCGCGCAUCGUUGUGCACCCGAGACACGCUGCUACUGGCUGCUGGCAACUACAAUACAUUCCAAUGCGGCAAUGACGAGAUGCUGUUCAUGGUUGGCGAUGUGUCGGCGGCGACGGGCAAGACGAGUCGUCUGACCCUGGCGAACAUGACAGUGUCGGGGCUGGUAGCGUCGCCAAGUGGCCGCGAAGCCGCGUCAGCAAUGUUCCAUGUUGAAGGACGCACGGCGACGCUUGUGCUUGACGGAUCGUAUGUGAUCGGUCUCCGGUCGAAGGUCCGUGUUGCUGUUGCGUUGCAAGAAGGCGGACUUGCUGGGGCGGUCCUUGUGGUCGACGGCGGAACGCUAAUCACCCGCGAUUCAACAAUCGACUCGUGCUCGGCCGAGCUGCAUGGUGGCGCGGUGGUUGCGAUGGGCGAGGGAAGCAAGGUCCAGCUUGUUCGAUCGCGAGUCGUCAACUGCGCGGCGGACAUUUCCGGCGGCGGUGUGGCGCUGAUUUCCGGCGGCCUGCUCGAGGCUAACCAGACCACGUUUGUGGGUAACGUGGCCAAGGUGGGCUCUGGUGGGGCGGUGAGUGUGGACGCGACGUCAGCGAUGUCGAUGAGCGAUUGUUUUGUGGUGGACAACUCGGCGCCAAACGGGAUCGGUGGAGGUAUGGCGAUCCGACCCGGCGGUCGCUCGCACUUUUCGGCGUCGACGAUGGCUGACAACUUGGCGCGGAUCGGCGGCGCUCUGGGCGUGGUGCCAGCGACGCUCGAUGAGCGAGUUCUUGUAGCUGCAGUGCAGAAUGUCGGCGUGGUGCUCGACAGUGAGGUGGUGGUGGACGCGGUAGUGACGCUGACGGACGUGAGUGUGCGGGGCAACACUGGGUUGAUGGCCGGCGGUGGGCUAUUGGCGUGCGGAGGCACCGUGCAGAUCAAGGGCCAAGGGACCGAGUGGCGCGACAACAAGCUUGUGUUUGAGACGACCCUGGCAUCGUCAGCUGAUGGCUUUGUGUGCCUUCCUGAGCAAGUGGGCGCAAGCAUGCCAUGGAUCGAGGUCGACGACGAUGCCGAGGCAGCUGGCGGCGAUGCACUAGCCAUCCACACCCAGCCGCAAAGGGUCGAAUGGACAAUGGAGCCGGCGUUGACAACACCGCUCGGGCAAGAGCUGCAAGGCACUUUUGUGGUUCGCGACGCGUUUGGUGUGGCGGUGUCGUACGCAUCUGUUAUGGCUGAGGUGGAGGUGGGCGGGGAGGGCGUGGUCGUUGCCUCAAGCCGUGUCGAGGUCGCGACGUCGGCCGGAGAAGUCUCUCUUCCACUGGGCAGCAUGCGAUGUGAGGCUGGCGCGGUUGCAGCGGCGGUGGCGUCGGGCGAGCCGCUGCCUGUGGUACAGGUGACAGUUUCGAUUCCUGUGGAAGGAGCCAGGAGCUCCAGCACGGCGGCACCGGCGGUACCGACCCUAACCGGCACGAGCGCGAUUGCACCAUGCCCAAUCAACUGGGGCUACCGAUCGGGCCUUGCGUUUGUGAAUGGCGAGGCGGUAGAGAUCGGUGACUGCUUCCAAUGCGCACCGGGCACGUUUACGCUGGCGGAAGCGCUUGAGCCGUGCAGGCCACAGCGGGAGUGCAGCGCGUUUUCAGUGGACGUGCGCGGGCGGUUCAACUCAUCACGAGCAGUGUGUGUGUGUGCGGCCGGCUACACAGUGUCUGGCUACGACAGCGAUGGGAUUGUGAGCUGCGCGGCGUGCCCACAAGGCGGGCUCUGUGCCGAGGGCCUUGGCGCGCCUGUGCCCGCACCGGGAUUCUACGGCGAUACACGCGGAGGUAACGCGACAGUGUUUGUGCGAUGCCGGCGGAAGGAAGGGUGCCCGGGCGGCUCACUGGGGCAGCAGUGCGCGAGCGGGUACACCGGGUACAUGUGCAACAUCUGCAAGCCGGACUACUACUCCAACUCUGCAGGCAAGUGCGUGACAUGUCCGCCGGCGGCUGUCGGGGUGCUGUUUGGCGCCAUUGCAGCGCUGGUAACAAUCGGGUGUGCGGCGGCGGUGAUGAUCGGGAUCGGCAUUGCGCGGACGCGAUCCGAGGCCGCGGCGCGGCUGGAGCGGAGCGACAAGGCGACACCCGAGUCGCUGCGCAACCGGGUCCUGCCUGCGAGUCUCUCGAUGGUGCUUGUGGUCUUUCAGGUACUCGGCAUUCUGAGCGAUGCCGACUUUGGGUGGUCAUCGUCGAGUCGGGCGGCGCUAAGCGUGUUCAAUGCGGCCAACGUGGAUGUCAACCUCUUUGCGUCCGAGUGCUCGCUCUCGAGCUUCCACGCCAAGUAUGCAGCGAGCGUGGCGCUGCCGCUGAUGGUGAUGGCGGUGGUGAUGAUUGGGCUCGUGGGGCUCAAGUACUGGGCGCAGCGUGGGCUGGAUCUGUUCGGGCUCGACGAGCUCAAGUUUAUGCGGAUCAAGACGCUUGUGGACGCGGCGUUGUUUACGGUUGCGCCGCUGCUGUACAUUCCGAUGGCGCGGGCGGCGUUUGUCAUGUUUGAUUGCACGCGGCUGCCGAACGGGGCGUUUGUACUCGACGUGGAUCCGGGCGUGUCGUGCUUUGACGCGAAGUGGUUGAGCGUGCUGCCUGUGGGCGUGCUCAGCCUUGUAUGCUACGUCUUUGGCGUGCCGGCGUACUUUCUGUGGUGCCUGGUCCAGCAUCGGCACAACUUGCUUGAAGCAGCAACGUUUGCGCAGUUUGGGGCGCUGUACAAGCUGUACCGCAUGCGGUACUCGUGGGGCGGGGUGGCUGAUCUGGGCAAGCGGCUUGCGAUUGUGAUUGCAGCCAUUUUCAUGUCCGAGUACCAGCUUGCGCAGAUUGGGCUUCUCCUCGCGGUCUUGCUUGUCUCGCUUGUAGUGGUCAACCGGCUGCAGCCGUACUACUAUCCGCUGUACAACGGAGUGGACUUUCGCCUAACGGCGAUGCUUGUGGUAGUGCUCUUGCUGGGCGGAGCGAGCUAUGCGGAGCGGUCGAGUCCCGGCGAGGCGCAGACGAUGGUGUUUGCGGGCGUGGUCCUUGCGUUGGUGGCACUGAUGGGCGUGGCGGUCCACUCUGUAGUGAUGGACGUCGUCCAGAUCUCACUGGCAAAGCAGGGCAAGUACUCUGCGGCGCGGGAUCGGGUGCACCAGCUGGCGAUGGCGAUUGAGCGCGAGAUGGUGGACAUGGACGCAGAGCUCGCGCCUGUGGCGCAGUCUGCGAUCGAGGGCUUUACUGCCGAGGCGCCUGUGCGGGUCCACCGGUCGGACAGCAUCUCGCUCGACUUUCUUGCCGAGCGCAAGGGCUCGCUCUCGAUGAUGGGCACGGCCUUUACCGACUCUGACGCACUCGACAUUGAGCUGGACUCGCUCGCGCACGUGGCGCUGGGAUCGUCUACCACGCCGCGGCCGGCGUCGUCGGCGUCGACGUUUUGCCUCGAGUCUGGUUCGGACGAUGCCGAUGUGGUGUAGCGGCCUUGGCUCGAAGGCUCGAUCAAAUACAAACAGGAGCGGAGCGAA
This is a messenger RNA of Thecamonas trahens ATCC 50062, 7089 nucleotides long. RefSeq lists its product as uncharacterized. Lineage: Eukaryota; Apusomonadida; Apusomonadidae. The transcript has 3 exons. Bases 64 to 7041 code for a protein of 2325 amino acids. The record is from RefSeq and is a predicted model, not a curated record.